AUGUCGAAAAGACUGGGCUCGACGAUACUUGAUCGCGUCUUGAAACGCCAGAAGUCCACGGGCCGAGAAUCGAGCUCGGAGACGGCGCCCGAAAUCGCGGAUCCCACAACCAGGUCAGGCACAAGCUCUGUAGCGCAACAGACGGUUGACUUGUAUUCCACGGAAGGAGACACCGGAAUAAGGGUCAUAGCUGAUCCAACUGAUGCUGCUCUUGAUAUCGUUUUCGUUCAUGGCCUCACUGGCAAUCGCGACAAGACAUGGACCCACCCGAACCGAGCCUUCUGGCCGCAAGAGUUGGCACAGGAUAUACCAACCGCACGCAUCAUGGCCUUCGGCUACAGAUAUCGCUAUAUCGGGGAUCGUUAUAGCGAGUUUCUACUGUACGAUGCCGAUGUUGUCAAAUUGUGGGGCAUGGCCGGGGGUAACAAUCUCAGGAAUCAUGGGAAGAACUUGGCGUCUGAUGUAUCGGAUCAACGAAGAGGACACAGGGGGCGGCCCAUCAUUUUCAUCGCCCACAGCCUAGGCGGUCUAGUCUGCGAACAAGCGCUCUUGAUCUGUGGAGAAGGCGAGCCAAACCUCAAGAAACUCUUCCAAUCUACGCGGGGGAUCAUAUUCAUGGGCACGCCCCAUGGCGGCGCAGACUUGGCAAGUUGGGGGCAUACGCUUGCGGAGUACCUAAAAGUCGUCCGCCAUACAAAUCCAGCGAUUGUAGGAGUCCUUCAGCGGAAGUCGGAGGUGUUGACUGCUGUGCAACAGCAAUUUCAGCAAUCUCUUCUCAAACCUGAUAUUCAAAUCAGAAUAUACUGCUUCUUCGAGGAGAAACCUGUUGUCGGCGUGGGGAUUAUUGUUUCAGAGCAGUCGGCGGUACUGAACCAGUACCCUAAUCAGAGUAUUGGUGCAAAUCAUAUGGACAUGACAAAAUUUAGUAGGAGGAACGACGUGGGCUAUCAAAGGGUCUUAAACAGGUUGCAUGACUUGGUGGAAUUAAUGGAUUCAACCCCAGCAACCGACACAAGUCAAAGGGAGCCUUUGAGUGAGAGUGGCCAGAAUGCAGCACAAGUUGGUAGUCUCGAACCCCCUGGUAGUGUUCCUGAGCGAGGAGUUCCUCCAACCCAGGCAAUCAGCAGCACUGGCUCUGGAACAGCAAUCGGAAUUGGGAGUCAAAAUGUGUAUGGGGGGUUCAAUGUCACAAGUAGGUGA
Molecule: messenger RNA, 1200 nt
Organism: Hyaloscypha bicolor E
Lineage: Eukaryota; Fungi; Ascomycota; Leotiomycetes; Helotiales; Hyaloscyphaceae
Exons: 3
Coding region: 1-1200 (399 amino acids)
Source: RefSeq, a predicted model, not a curated record